This is a messenger RNA of Anthonomus grandis grandis, 2331 nucleotides long. Its product is annotated as malonate--CoA ligase ACSF3, mitochondrial-like. Bases 302 to 2104 code for a protein of 600 amino acids. Gene Ontology annotation, molecular function: medium-chain fatty acid-CoA ligase activity. Gene Ontology annotation, biological process: fatty acid metabolic process. The record is from RefSeq and is a predicted model, not a curated record. The transcript is spliced from 13 exons. Lineage: Eukaryota; Metazoa; Arthropoda; Insecta; Coleoptera; Curculionidae.
ACCAGAAUUUCUUUCAGUUUGUAUGCAACCGCCACUUCUCUAUAGUUUUAGGUUUUGUGGUUGUAGUUCUCUAUUGACAAAUGACAGGAAAGAACCCAAGUUGAAAAAUUAAAGUGGUGAGACUAGAUUCAACCUACUACUAGCUUGUGUCAAGGAAAAUUAGUGAAAUUAUUCGAUUCGUUAUUGGUCCCAUAAAUAAUAAUGACGUAAGAUUUGAUGAAAUACUUCAGACACAGUAUCCUUCACUAUAUAACAAAACUUUUAAAUAAAAAUAAAAAUUUUGGGUAUAUAUGAAUUCAUUAUGUCCCGAUUUCUAAGAAUACCCUUUGUAUUAAACCACUUAAGCAGAAGGUUUCAGCAGACACAGGCCAAACUAGCUACAAAAAUAAAAAUUAAGCAACCUUAUCAACAUUUGGGAUGCCUUGCAGGAGGUCCAGUAUUUAGAAAUGCCAAACUUUUUCCUGAUAGGGUUGCUGUAAGAGAUAAAAUUGCUGCCUACACCUAUGGAAAUGUAUUUAUGAGUGCCUAUCAGCUUUCAAAGGAAAUCACCAACCUUUUAGAUUGUAAAUCCCAUGAAAAAGUUUUGUUUCUGUGUCCAAAUGAUGUUCAGUAUGUAAUUACACUUUGGGCAAUUUGGAUGUCUGGACAACUUGCGGUGCCUGUUAGUCCUCUACACCCAAAAGGCCUACUUCUGUACUACACAAAUGACUGCUCUGCAAAACUAAUCAUCACAGUGCCAGAAUUCUCUGAUCUUAUGCGAAUAAUCUCCAAAAAUUGCGGCACCCGGCUUCAUGUGUUAGAUGAUAAACUUAAAUUGAACUGUACCUUGAUGCAAGCUAGUCAACCAAGUGACUUGGAAGGUGGUCGAGAUGAUAUUUUUUACAACAAAUCGGAUGCUAUGAUUUUGUAUACUAGUGGAACAACUGCCAAUCCCAAAGGAGUAGUACUUUCAUACAAAAAUCUCUCGACACAAGCGUCGGCGCUACUCGAUGCCUGGAAAUGGUCUUCGGAUGACGUAAUAUUGCAUACAUUACCUUUACACCAUAUACAUGGCAUUGUUAAUGCUCUGUUGUGUCCUCUUUAUGCAGGGGCUAAAAUAAUGAUGCUAAAUAGGUUUCAUGCAAAUACAGUUUGGUCUUAUUUGUUAGGUGUAAAUGCACGUCCAGAUGACAGGAGAAUAACUGUUUUUAUGGGCGUGCCCACAAUGUACUCAAAAUUAAUACAGGAAUAUGAAAGAGUAUUUAAAAAAGAUCCAAAAAUGGCAGAAUAUAUUAAAAAUACAUUAAAAACUAAGGUUAGAUUAACUGUUACUGGAUCUGCUCCUUUGUCAGAGCCUUUGUUUAAAGAAUGGGAAGAAAUCACAGGCCAUAGAUUGUUAGAAAGAUAUGGCAUGACUGAAACUGGUAUGACACUGUCAAAUGUAUAUGACUCAGACAGAGCACCAGGAUUUGUAGGAGUUCCUUUGCCAGGGGUUUCUACGAAAAUUAUAGAAGUUAAAGACGGACCUAAUUUUGGAAAAACCCUCGUGGAAUGUACUAACGUGGACGGAACAGUUGUUUACCAAAAAAAUGGACAAAAAAUGGCUGAUGGGCAGAACCCGACUGGUGAACUUUUUGUUAAAGGUGAAGGAGUCUUUAUGAGAUAUCAUCAAAGACCUGACACUACCAAAGAAGUUUUUACACAAGACGGAUGGUUCAAAACUGGGGAUAUUAGUCAGUUUUCGGUUGAAAAAAAAGUGUUUAAAAUAUUAGGAAGGAAAAAUAUAGAUAUCAUAAAAUCUGGAGGCUUUAAGGUCAGUGCUCUCGAAAUAGAAUCUGCUCUACUAGGUCACCCAUCUAUUAGAGAUUGCGUCGUAUUUGGCCUAGAAGACCCCAAAUUGGGUCAAAAAAUAUUUGCAAUAGUCACCCUUAAGGAAACUGAGUUUAAAGGAAAAAAGGUUCCACUAGAAGUCAGUGUGACCAGCAUGCUUAGAUGGAUGGAAGAUCGGGUACCGAAAUAUGCCGUUCCUAGGGAAAUUAGAUUUGUGGAUUCGAUACCCAAAAACUCCAUGGGGAAGGUAAAUAAGAAAGAGUUGUUUCAGAAAGCAUUUGGCCCUCAAUACUGAAAACUAAGCAACCUGGAGAAAAGAUUCCCUAUUGAAGAGAUUGUAUGCGACAUCAACACGUUUCAUUAUCGAUGAUGAAAAUUCUUACCUAAUACCGAUAUUUUAGAAAACGAGAUUAAAUAUUUUCAUAAACGAAAAAGGAAGUGUGGAUAAAUUUUCUUUGGCAGAUGUGUCUUUUAAUAUUGUUAUUUUUAAUUAUGUUUAAUAUAGGAUGCGAUUCAUAUAUC